Molecule: messenger RNA, 2800 nt
Organism: Phycodurus eques (leafy seadragon)
Lineage: Eukaryota; Metazoa; Chordata; Actinopteri; Syngnathiformes; Syngnathidae
Gene: asns
Product: asparagine synthetase
Exons: 12
Coding region: 87-1760 (557 amino acids)
Cellular component (GO): cytosol
Molecular function (GO): asparagine synthase (glutamine-hydrolyzing) activity
Source: RefSeq, a predicted model, not a curated record
UGCCGCCCUCAUCGCAGUCUGCACCGUCAACUCAGCACGCGCAAGAUCGACUUCUCCUCAGAACCUUUCAAAGAACAAGAUCCAAGAUGUGCGGUAUCUGGGCUAUGUUUGGCAGCGACGAGUGCCUGUCAGCUCAGUGCACCAGUGCCAUGAAGAUCGCACACAGAGGCCCAGACGCCUUUCGUUUUGAGAAUAUCAAUGGAUACAUCAACUGCUGCUUUGGCUUCCAUCACCUGGCUAUUUUGGAUCAGCUGCAUGGCAUGCAGCCCUUGCAUGUCAAGAAACGUCCUUUUUUGUGGCUGUGCUACAAUGGAGAGAUUUACAACCAUCUCACACUGAAGAACCAAUUUGAGUUUGAUUGCCAAACAGAAGUGGACGGUGAGGUUUUGCUGCAUAUGUAUGAUCGGUUUGGCAUUCAGAAGGCGGUGGCUCUCCUGGAUGGCACUUUUGCUUUUGUUCUGUUGGAUACGAAAAACCGAAAAGUGUUCCUUGGAAGGGACACAUAUGGAGUGCGACCUUUGUUUAGACUUCUGACUGACAACGGAUUACUUGGAGUCAGCUCCGAAGCCAAAGGUCUUUUGGAUGUUAUCCAUUCUGUGGGAACUCCUGCCAAAAUCAUCCCCUUUCUGCCGGGACAUUUUGAAGUCUUUGAUUUGAAGCCCAAUGGCAAAGUGAAGUCCAUUCUGUUGGAGCAAUUUCAUGAAUGCACAAAAGAGCCCACUCAUGCCAUCUACGACACUGUGGGGAGACUGCCAACAAGUUUUGAUGAAGACAUUGUGAAGGACAACAUCAGAGCCCUGUUUGAGAAUGCAGUUCGGAAACGUCUCAUGUCCAACAGGAGGAUUGGUUGUCUUCUCUCAGGGGGUCUGGAUUCCAGUUUGGUUGCUGCUACAUUGAUGAAACUAGGAAAAGAAGGCGGACUGAAAUAUCCUGUUCAAACAUUUUCAAUUGGGUCAGAGGACAGCCCGGACAUCUUAGCUGCCCGUAAGGUUGCAGCUUACAUUGGCAGUGAACACCAUGAGGUGAACUUCACCGCAGAAGAAGGCAUUCAGGCUGUGGAGAAAGUCAUUGUAAGCCUUGAGACUUAUGACAUCACCACCAUACGUGCUUCUGUUGGAAUGUACUUGGUUUCUAACUAUAUCCGUGAGAAGACUGACAGUGUGGUGAUCUUCUCUGGAGAAGGCUCAGAUGAACUCACACAAGGGUACAUUUACUUCCACAAGGCUCCAAGUGCCAAAGCAGGAGCAGAAGAGAGUAUUCGACUGCUGAAAGAACUCUACCUGUUUGAUAAUCUCCGGGCUGAUCGCACCACUUCUGCACACGGUUUGGAGCUCAGAGUACCUUUCCUGGACCACAGACUGACAGCAUACUACCUAUCCCUGCCUGAGGAGAUGAGAAAUCCCAGGCAUGGAGUGGAGAAGUACCUUUUGAGGGACUCAUUCAGAGGUCAGACUUUGAUCCCUGAUGAGAUCCUAUGGAGGAGGAAAGAAGCCUUCAGUGAUGGUGUGAUGUCUGUUAAGAAGUCCUGGUAUGUCUACCUCGAGGAGUACCUUGGAUCUGUGGUGACUGACGGCCAGAUGACGAAUGCUCCAAACAUCUUCCCUCAUAACACUCCCCGAACCAAGGAGGCAUACUACUUCAGACAGGUGUUUGAAAAACACUACCCUGACCAUGCUGAGUUGCUCCCACAUUUCUGGAUGCCACGCUGGAUUCCUGCCACUGACCCAUCGGCCCGCACACUGUCCAUCUACAACAAGUGAAAAGUUGAAAACAUGUCAAGUCACUCAGCAAGCAACAAGCUCCAAUACAGGUUUGGCUCUUCACCAAAUUCCAAAUUUGCACACCACACACACACACACACACACACACACACACACACACACACAUAUCUAAGUAUUCAGACCCCCUUAAAUGUGUCACUCUUUGUUGCAGCCAUUUGCUAAAAUAAUUGAUUUGUAUUUUCCUCAAUGUAGACACAGCACCCCAUAUUAACAGAGAAAAACGGAAUUGUUGAAAUUUCUGCAGAUUUAUUAAAAAAGAUGAACUAAAAUAUCACACAUUCAUAAGUAUUCAGACCCUCUGCUCAGUAUUUCGUAGAAGCACCCUUUUGAGCUAAAACAGCCAUGAGUCUUUUUGGGAAUGAUGAUGCAACAAGUUUUUCACACCUGGAUUUAGGGAUCCUCUGCCAUUCCUCCUUGCAGAUCCUCUCCAAUUCUGUCAGGUUGGAUGGUGAACGUUGGUGGGGAGCCAUUUUCAGGUCUCUCCAGAGAUGCUCAAUUGGGUUUAACUCAGGGCUCUGACUUGGCCAUUCAAGAACAGUCACUGAGUUGUUCUGAAACCAUCCAUCCAUCCAUUUGGAUGGAUGGAGAACAUGCAAACUCCACACAGGGGCCGGGGGUCGAACCCCGGUCCUCAGAACUGUGAGGCAGACGCUCUAACCAGUCGGCCACCGUGCCGCCUUCCGAAACCACUCCUUCAUUAUUUUAUCUGUGUGCUUAGGGUCGUCCUGAGCACUCCGGAGAAGGUUUUCGUCCAGGAUAUCCCUGUACUUGGCCACAUUCAUCUUUCCAUCGAUUGCAACCAGUCGUCCUGUCCCUGCAGCUGAAAAACACCCCCGCAUCAUGAUGCUACCACCACCACGCUUCACUGUUGGGACUGUAUAGGACAGGUGAUGAGCAGUGCAUGGUGUUCUCCACACAUACUGCUUACAAUUAAGGCCAAAAGGUUCUACCUUGGUCUCAUCAGACCAGAGAAUCUCAUUUCUCACCAUCUUGGAGUCCUUCAGGUGUUUUUUUUUUUA